AUGGAAGAUGCAAAAUUGAUUGACAAUCCAAUGCCUACAAACAGUAACUUGGAAAGGAAUGAAAAUGGUAAGGAUGUUGAUCUGAAUAAGUAUAGAGGUAUGAUUGGUUAUCUUCUAUAUCUCACUGCACCUAAGUCGGAUAUUAUGUUUAGCGUCUGUAUGUGUGGCCAUUAUCAAUCGACUCCUAAAGAAUCACAUUUAGAAGCCAUUAAACGCAUUCGUAGGUAUCUUCAUGGUACUUCUAAGUGUGGGAUUUGGUAUUCUAAUGGAAGUGAUUAUAAUUUGGUUGGUUAUACCGAUUUCGAUUUCUCCGGUUUCAAAUCGGAUAGGAAGAGGACUGGUGGAACUUGUCACAUAUUUUCAAAUUUCUUAGUUAGUUGGCAUAACAAAAAAUAG
Molecule: messenger RNA, 396 nt
Organism: Lathyrus oleraceus (garden pea)
Lineage: Eukaryota; Viridiplantae; Streptophyta; Magnoliopsida; Fabales; Fabaceae
Product: secreted RxLR effector protein 161-like
Exons: 1
Coding region: 1-396 (131 amino acids)
Source: RefSeq, a predicted model, not a curated record